Messenger RNA from Tuber aestivum (summer truffle), 961 nucleotides. Lineage: Eukaryota; Fungi; Ascomycota; Pezizomycetes; Pezizales; Tuberaceae. The record is from the annotation of a GenBank genome assembly.
AUGGCAGAUUUCUACGCAGGAUACAUCUCUGGCAUCUUCGCAAUCCUCGUCGGCUCACCCCUAGACAUCCUGAAAGUCCACCUACAAUCCCGCUCCUCCUCCCCCUUCUCCUCACCCUCCACCACACCCUCUUCCCCCCUCUCCUCCACGCCGUUAUUUCCAACAGUGACAAGUUACAUCCGGGGAACCGCCGGCCCGCUCCUCGGCAACGGCGGCCUAAACGCGAUUCUGUACUGUACCUACAACCGCAUUCUCUCCCUCCUUUCGGCGCCGCAGCAGCCGCGGCAAUCGUCGCUAGCGGCGAUAUGGGUUGCCGGCGCUGCCGGUGGCGCCCUAUCGUGCGUGUUCGGCGCGCCGGUGGAGUUAGUCAAGGUCCGGGCUCAAAUACGCCCUGGCGAGAAUAGCUAUGAAGUUGCGCGAGGGGUCGUCAGGAGGGAGGGGGUCAGGGGGCUCUAUUUGGGAGGGCUGGUUAUGGGGGUUAGGGAUUCAGUCGGUUGCGGGUUUUAGUAUGUUCUGUUGUGGGAGUACGGUAGUCACUGCCGUGGGUGGCCAAAUGGCUAAUACCGGUAUGGCGUGUAGUUUCUGGGCGUAUGAGUAUAUAAAGCGGCUGCUGCGACACGAGGAAGUAGCAGGGGGAGGGCAAGAUCAACAGAUGGCGGGUAUGAAGAUACUACUUGCAGGCGGUGUGGCGGGAUGUAUUAGUUGGCUAUUGGUAUACCCGCUCGAUGUCAUAAAGACCAGGGUGCAGGUGCAGGGCGAGUGUGAGGGAUUGUUGGCCAAGCGGAGGCUUGGGGCUUGGGAAUGCGCGAAGAGCGCUUAUGCCGAGGGCGGCGGGAGGGUGUUUUUCAAUGGGCUCGGCGCAUGUAUGGCUAGGGCUUUUUUGGUACGUUCUCCAUAUUCGUAUACUCGAGUACAACGCCAUGGCACCGGUGUGGCAGUGGCGAUGGGCUUUGAUGAGUGA